Nylanderia fulva is the source of this 1557-nucleotide messenger RNA. Its product is annotated as cytochrome P450 4C1-like. The record is from RefSeq and is a predicted model, not a curated record. Gene Ontology annotation, molecular function: oxidoreductase activity, acting on paired donors, with incorporation or reduction of molecular oxygen; iron ion binding; monooxygenase activity. Lineage: Eukaryota; Metazoa; Arthropoda; Insecta; Hymenoptera; Formicidae.
UUAUGUAUGUAUAUAUAUAUAUAUGUAUACACUACCGUCAAAAAGUUUGAGAUCAAGGAUACAAUGGACAUAAUCUCUUUGAUAUUGUGCGCCCUGUUCAUUAUCUUAAUAAUUCCGUCAACUAUAUCAUUAAUAUAUCGUCAGUAUGUUAUUCGACGGAAGAUUAAAAAUAUAUCUCAGUGCGGUGGAUUUCCUUUCGGCGUGGCAUUUGAAAUGAUAAAACUGAGCAGUUAUGAACGCGUCCAAUGGUUUAAGAAACGUAUAUUGCAUUUUAAAGAAGGAAUCUUCGUAUAUUGGAUUGGUCUAAAUCCGUUUAUUAGUAUCUAUAAACCUGAAUUUAUAGAGACUAUUUUGCCCAGCACCGUAAAUAUCGAGAAAGGAGAGACUUAUAAGUUGUUACAUUCUUGGUUAGGCAUGGGACUUCUCACUUCUACAGGGAAACAAUGGUUUCAUGACAGAAAACUCAUCGGGCCAACGUUUCAUUUUAGUAUAUUGGAUCAAUUUGCUAUAGUUAUGUCUGAAAAAUCAGAGAUCCUAACAAAAUGUCUUGAGAAGGAAGUAGCAAAAAAUCCAGGGAAAGCUAUCAAUAUUUUUCCGUUCUGUAACAAUGUUGCUCUUGACGUCAUAUGUGAAACUGCAAUGGGUGUGGAUGUACGUGCUCAAGAAGUUGAAACCAUGUAUACCACAACAAUACAUAGAAACUCUGUAUUAAUACUCAAACGACUAUUUCAACCGUGGCUUUGGUCAGAAUGGGCGUACAACUUAGUGCCUACAGGAAAAGAAUAUAAAUCAGCGGUCAAUAGACUACAUAAAUUCACGAAUGAAGUAAUAAGUAAGAAAAAGAUUGCACGAGAAUCGCAAAACGGUUUCGUCAAAUCAGAAAACGAGGAUGAAGAUGAAGAUAUUGAUAUGAGGAAACGGAAGAGGAAAGCUUUUCUGGAUCUGUUACUAGAUCAGAAUGAGAAAGACGAAGCUCCGUUAACCGAUGAUGAAGUAAGAGCACAAGUCGACACAUUCAUGUUCGAGGGUCACGAUACAACUGCGGUUGCAAUAACUUGGACGCUCUUUCUUUUGGGCAAUAAUCUCGAGCAACAAGAAAAAGUUCACCAAGAACUCGAUGAAGUUUUUCAAGAUUCUGAAACACCAGCCACCGUAAAGGAGCUAUCGCAAUUAAAAUACCUCGAGAGAGUCAUAAAGGAAACGCUCAGAAUAUUCCCAAGUGUGCCCUUUAUCUUUAGAAAAUUAACGGAAGAUGUAAAAAUAGGUGAUUAUACGCUCCCGAAAGAUACUACGGUUUCAAUUGAAAUCCUAUUCACCCAAACAAAUCCGGAAGUUUGGCCAGAUCCAGAGAAGUUCGAUCCAGAUCGCUUCCUUCCGGAGAAUGUGAGAAAUAGGAAUCCAUAUGCUUAUAUUCCGUUCAGCGCUGGACCGAGAAACUGUAUCGGCCAAAGGUUUGCUUUACUCGAAGAGAAAACGAUAUUAACAGCUUUUUGAGAAAAUGGAGAGUGAAAAGUGUAAAAAAGACAGCUGAUAUUCAAUAUGGAUCCGCUCUUAUUU